CGUCAUCUCCAGUGCAGCACGCGGGUCUGCUACAGCAUCAAUUCAACUACUCGCAGUCUUGGAUCGAAUAAUACUUGAGAAUGGCACCUAAGAAAGAGGGAAACUCGAAGAAGGAAGCCGGGAGGGCGCGGAAGGCAGAGACUGAACAGAAGAAGAAAGACGCUGUUACAGCAGAAAAAGAGCGCAAAGAAGCUGCAGAAUGGGAAGCUGGAGCAAAAUCUAGCAAAGGGAAAGACGACAAAGAGGCGAAGCGUGCUGCGGACGCUGCACGCAAGGCGGAGAACGCGCGUCUCCUCGCUGAAGAGGAGGCAUCAGCACCUUCCAAACCAAAGGCUGCGCCCAAGGCGGGUGCGAAGAAAGCUGCUGCGCCCAAGGCACCUGCUGGGCCUGGAGCGCUGGCGGCUGGGGGCCUGCAACUACCGGAAAAAAAAGAGGAGGGGAAGGAGGAUAAGGAAAUGGAGGAAGUGGUGGAGACCUUUGCCGCUACAGGACUCGAUGACGCCUUGGAUCUCCUGACGGCGAUAAACGCCAAGAAGGACAAGGCAAGCAUAGGCACCGCUGCUGGUCAGUUGGAGAAGCAUCCCGAGCGCCGCUUCAAGGCCGCCUUCAAGGAGUACGAAGAACGCAUGUUGCCCAAGCUCAGAGAAGAGCGACCGGGAUUGCGGUUACAACAAUACAAGGAUCUCAUAUUCAAGCAAUUCCAGAAGGCUCCGGAGAACCCCUUCAAUCAAGCCGCCGUGGAGUAUAACGCCACGAAGGAAGAACGAAUCGAGGUGCUCAAUAAACAGAGGCGACACGUUGAGGACCGUUUACGUGUGGAUGACUGAUGUUCGUUCCUGUUACUCCGGACCAUCAUUCAGUGGGCGCGAUUGUAUACUCCAGGCAAUGUCUCGUGUACAACAACCUUCUUUGCAAUGUAUGACUAUUAUUCA
Molecule: messenger RNA, 932 nt
Organism: Dacryopinax primogenitus
Lineage: Eukaryota; Fungi; Basidiomycota; Dacrymycetes; Dacrymycetales; Dacrymycetaceae
Product: DUF1014-domain-containing protein
Exons: 7
Coding region: 81-827 (248 amino acids)
Biological process (GO): transcription by RNA polymerase II
Cellular component (GO): nucleus
Molecular function (GO): transcription coactivator activity
Source: RefSeq, a predicted model, not a curated record